This is a messenger RNA of Brenthis ino (lesser marbled fritillary), 912 nucleotides long. The record is from the annotation of a GenBank genome assembly. NCBI's taxonomy places the organism in Eukaryota, Metazoa, Arthropoda, Insecta, Lepidoptera, Nymphalidae.
AUGGCAUCUGCCGAUGAAACUUUAAAGGAGUUCUUCCCAAAAUACAAUCCGACGAUACGCGCUCACAAGCACACCUGUGUGGGCUUGGGUAUGGAAGUCAUCAAGCGCUUGAAAGUCUUGGAGAACGAUUUCCCUGGUAUCACGAAGUCUAUGAUGCUUGUAUCUUGUGAUGAAAACAUUGAAGAUCUGGUUGACUAUACAACAUCAUUUCCUGGACCACAAGGCUUUUUGAUUGAGACGGAAAAAGAUCACGUCAUGAUGGCUAUCCAUGUCAGGGUCGACGGAAGACCUGGUAUCUUUUUGUCAGAUUUGGGAUACCAUAUCUCUCGUGUCGUCACCGUAAUGGCGGACCGUUGCUAUCCACAUACAGGCUGGUUCACUCAAUCCGAUGAGCCUCACUGCCGCAAAGAGUAUAAUUAUCAAUUCAACAUCCACAACAUCAACUAUGUGGAGUGGCACGAGCGUGAGACGCGAGGAGAUAAGGUGAAAGAGCGUCUGUCCCUUGUGUAUGUCGCCAAGGCAUAUCUUAGCGCGGUCGCCGUGACGGAAAAGCGAAAUCUAGUAUGGGACUUGAGGAGUUUGUUGGCUCGUGAUCCUAAAGGACGUUUAACUGCUGGUAUUUACUUCCCAGUUAAAAAGAAGGACCAACAAUUCACCAUGUUCUUUGACAGCCACAACGGAAAACAGAGAAAGAAACUUAAAUUUGAAACUUUCUUAGAGUUGCAGAAGAUACCAGACGAAGUAGUUGAUGAGGUAGAGCAGUGUAAUGACCAACUACAUCUUAAAGAUGGGGAACUCCUGUCAACUCUUAAAAAGCUAGCUUCUAUCAUGGCUGAUGAAGAUUAUAUGUCAGAACUCCUGGAAGUCAACGACAAAAUCGUCCAGCUUUCUGCUGGGACAGAAGUUACACAG